Messenger RNA from Darwinula stevensoni, 1301 nucleotides. The record is from the annotation of a GenBank genome assembly. NCBI's taxonomy places the organism in Eukaryota, Metazoa, Arthropoda, Ostracoda, Podocopida, Darwinulidae.
AUGCCGGAAUCCCCUCGCGAAUGGGAACGGUUCCAUCUGCAUCUGCGUCUCCGAUGCGACGCCGUCGAGAAUGCGGCAGCGAUCCUAAUUGCCAUUCGCGACCGGUACUCGUACCGUCUCGCUUCGAGGCCGUCCGGAUUCCGUCGGCAGCAGACGAUGGGGAUCUCGCCCCUUCCUCGCCCCGCGUCGGACCGACGCCACCCGCAAACGACCGAAGCGGUCGUCGAAUUCGCGUCGAUCUCGCUUUCGGGUGCGUUCGGGCUCGAGAAGCCUCGGAAAGAGAAAUCGCGGUCGAAUCCAUCGGAUCCCCGCCAGGACGCGUAUCGACCGGACGAGUGCAAACUUUUCGAGCGAGAUGAAACGAAAUCCUCGUGUCGUCUUCGCCGAUCGUUGACCUUUUUUUUCGUUUCUCCCCCAGGCGGUCAGCAUUGGUGCAGCUUGGCGUACUGGGAGCUGAAGAGGAGAGUGGGAAGGAUGUUCCCAGUUUUCAAAGACACCAUCCACAUCUUCUCGGAUGUCCCCCACGGAGAAGGACUCUGUCUUGCCACUCUCGCCGCACAGGAAGCCAGACCGCCCGAUCCCGUCCGACGAACGAGGGACAAGAUCGCACUCGGAGUUGUGCUGAGUCGAGACGACGAAGGCGUGUGGUUGUACAAUCGCUCCGAUCAUCCCGUGUUUGUACAUUCCCCGACCUUGGACCACCCUCACCCGACGUCCAGGACGUUCCUCGUCCACAAACUCCUCCCGGGUUAUUCCCUGAAAGUGUUCGACUACCUCGUGUCCAAGUACUACCAGUCGUUGACGGACGGGGGCCCGUGCGAAGGCCCCGGAAGCGGCGGUCCCGUGGAUCCCCGAGCCGUUCGGAUCAGCUUCGCAAAAGGCUGGGGCCCGCAUUAUUCCCGUCAGUUCGUGACUUCCUGUCCGUGCUGGUUGGAGAUCCUCCUUUCCGAAGACAGGCCGAGGUGAUCGAGCGGAGCCCUUGUUUUCGCCUAGCUUUAAUCGAAAUCCCAGUCGACAGGGAGGGCAACACGUAUCUGAGUGUGAUAUCUUAGCUAUUUCCCUUGCAGAAGUCAACGAGUGUUUUCCGAGUUCGCGGAUGAGAAAUUCUAUCGCGUCCGAGUGUGUGUGGUCUGUUCUCGUCGUCGAGUUUCGGUCUCCUAGUCCUUUUGUUUCUCCGUUUCGGUCUGCCCACCUCGUUAUUUUUUUUCCAUCGCCGAAUUUCCCCCGUUCUUCGGAUCGAUUUUUGGUCCCGUUGUCAUAAUCAGUAUUAGUCACGACUGAAUCAUCCAACUCACGUUGCC